Molecule: messenger RNA, 189 nt
Organism: Histoplasma mississippiense
Lineage: Eukaryota; Fungi; Ascomycota; Eurotiomycetes; Onygenales; Ajellomycetaceae
Exons: 3
Coding region: 1-189 (62 amino acids)
Source: RefSeq, a predicted model, not a curated record
AUGAUAAAAACCGCUCGGAAAGGCGGCAAUAAUGAAGGUUUACGCCGUCAAAAGGCAAAUAUCCACUUUCUGUACGGCCCUGGCACUAUUAAUGUAAUGCUGCUUCGGUUUUUCAGGGGUGAUACAGUGCCUCGCAAUAAGUUUGAAACUAUUGUGACUUCUCAUCAAAAUCCACUAGUCCAAAAGUAG